This is a messenger RNA of Cynoglossus semilaevis (tongue sole), 1965 nucleotides long. RefSeq names its product cholesteryl ester transfer protein, plasma (gene cetp). The transcript is spliced from 19 exons. NCBI's taxonomy places the organism in Eukaryota, Metazoa, Chordata, Actinopteri, Pleuronectiformes, Cynoglossidae. The record is from RefSeq and is a predicted model, not a curated record. Gene Ontology annotation, molecular function: phosphatidylcholine binding; cholesterol binding; cholesterol transfer activity. Gene Ontology annotation, biological process: high-density lipoprotein particle remodeling; triglyceride transport; reverse cholesterol transport. Gene Ontology annotation, cellular component: high-density lipoprotein particle. Bases 376 to 1875 code for a protein of 499 amino acids.
UUACUUAUAGGGACAAAAUCUAAAGUCAGUUUGUUCAGCCCAACGUGCUCUGUCCUCUCUGAUUGGACUAAACAGAAGGUCAAUAAUCCAGUGAGUCCGGACCAUUAGUGGAGACUAACUCACUGAAGAACCCUAUAGAUGAUCCAGAGUCAGAGAGGCUUUGAACCUUCACCACAAAUGGUUGGUUUAACUCUUGAACAUGUUGUGUUGUGACAUCCUGAUUGGAUCAACGGUGUUCUGUUAGCACAGCUCUGACAAACGUUGAAGUUGUGUGUGAGACACAGGACCCUGGUUGGACACGUCGUCCUCAGGUUCUGACAAAGUUUUUAUCACAACAGUCUUUGGUUUUGAAGGUCAAACUCAAAUUAAGGUGAGAUGUCUCCUCAUGUUGGUCCACUGCUGCUGCUGCUGUUCUUCUGUAUGUUCGGGGCGUCCCACAGCUGCCUGGAGGACCGGGCCUCAGCUUACAGGUUCACCGGCGCCGUCUGUCGCCUCACCUACCCUGCUGCGGUGGUCUUAAAUGAGAAAACCACCAAAGUCAUCGAGGCGGCGUUUCAACACGCACGCUACCCAAACAUGAAAGGAGAGAAAUCACUGGCGUUUAUCGGAAAACUGACGUAUGGACUGGAAAAUCUGGAGAUCCAUAACCUGACCAUCGGUCGCAGCUCGUUCGCCCUGCGAGCAGGCGUCGGCAUCGACAUGGAGAUCAGCAACGUGUCUGCAUUUUUCAAAGGGACGCUGCAGUACGGCUACGGCAGCUGGCUCAUCGAUGUCGAAAAUUCACUGGACUUCGAGGUCGAGUCUCAGAUCGAUCUGGGAAUUAACCCCAAACUCUACUGCGGUCACGGAAAAGUUGCGGCUGACACGUCUGACUGUUACCUUAACUUUCACAAGCUCCGCCUCCACCUGCAGGGCGACAGAGAACCAAACUGGCUGAAGAAGCUCUUCACCGACAUCAUCACCUUCACUGUCAAACUACUGGUCAAAAGCCAGAUUUGUAAGGAGAUCAACAAGCUGGCAAAUAUCCUGGCUGACUUCAUACAAGACACCGCAGAGCAGUUCUUAGGUGACGGAGACAUCAGUAUGGACAUCGGUGUCACUGCUGCUCCCGUCAUCACCGCCAACUACGUGGAAUCUUACCACAAGGGACUGACUCAGUACCAGAACAGCUCCGCUCUCAUCACGGACUCUGUCUUUCAUCCCAGUCAGCUGACUGAAGACCGGAUGUUGUACUUCUGGCUCUCAGACCAGGUCUUUAACCCCAUGGUCGCUGCCGCUCACGAAGACGGACGCUUUCAGCUCAACAUCUCUGCAGCGGAGCUCAGGGAACUUUUUAACACCAGUCUCUCCAGUCGAACACCAGGGGUCAUCAGAGAGUGUUUCUCUGAGUCUCCACAGCUCUCAGUGUGGAGUUCUUCUCUUCCGUUCCUCAACACUUCUUCCUCAGGAACCAGAGUGUGGGCGGAGGUUUCUGGUCAACUGACCUGUGAUCGGGAUCAAAUGACCCCAGUGCUCUUUUUUCAGGCGCACACGAGCACAGAUGUCCGAGCCUCCUACUCUGAUAAGAAACUUUUCCUGCAUGGAAUUCCAACAGAGAUUUUUGUGACUGGAGCUGAUCUGCCGUCAACCAACAACACAGUGAUCAAUAAAGAGGAAGUGGAGUUUAUCAGGGAAGCUGUCGAAAAGAUCGGGAUUCCAAAAGUUUUGUCUGUUCUGGAGCAGGAAGUGACCAGACUUCUGGACAAACAGGGAGCCAAUCUAUUUGACAUCAUUAACCCUGAAGUUAUUCCUCGUGACGGUUUCGUGCUGAUUCAGAUGGACUUUGGUUUCCCUCACCACCUCCUGGUCCAGUUCCUGAAGAGGACGCUGCAGUAAAGGAAAAGACGACACACUGACCAAAGACUUUUUAGAAGCUGUCAUAUUUUAAUAAAACAAUAUAUUCAGUCAUAUUUUUUUCAGACAAGA